CUUAAUAUUAGGCUCGAGAUUUAUCGCGGGAUUCGUAGCAUCUCUAUUCCCAAAAAACAAAAAAGAAAUAAAAAAUCAAAUCAAAUCAAAUCAAAUCACACUCCCAUCUCUCUUCUUCUUCUUCUUCUUCUUCUUCUUCUCCAUCUACCCCAACACACACGCCUCGGGUCAAUGCGGUGCGAGGAGCGGUAGAGGAAUCGAGGGCUCUUCGGCCACCGAAUCCACGUUGGGGAAGCGAUUCCCCCGAUCGCGGGGCGGAAAAGCUCGGUUUUGGUGGGAAAAAGGGGGAGGAAAAGCUCGUCUUUUUGAGCUGUCGAUAGCUUCGGAUCCGAGAGCGCGAAGGAGCUUUUUUGGAUGAGGGAUCUCCGACCCCCCGGAUCUACGUACGAGAAGCGCUUCUUUCGGUUGCGGUGUGGAAAGCUCGAUUGAGGUGGGGAAAAGGGGCGAAAAAGCUCGCCUUUUGAGCCUUCCCUUUGCUGGAUCCGAGAAAUUUGAGGUAAAAGAGCUUUUUCAUGGGGUUUUAGGGUUUCUCGGGGGUUUCUGAGAAAACCCAGAUGGGGGCGUGCCCUGAUUGGCGCCUGAUUCGUACUGUUUAGGGUUUCCGAACCCCUCGAUUUAGGGUUUUUGUGGCGUUCAUCUGAUGAGGAUGGAGGAGAAUGCGGCGCUCCACACUAUACAGAGCUCGAUCCAAGCGUUGGGGAGGGGAUUCGACGUCAACCACGACACGAGGCUUCUAUAUUGCAAAGGGAUCGCGGGGUCUCGGCUAAUUGAGGUGGAUGCGCACGCUAGGGAUUUGGCGGUGUUCGAUGGCGUGGUUGUGCCCAAUGUGUCGAGGGAUGUGAAGUGUUCUUAUGAUAGUGGUGGAAGAGAGGGAACUGGUGCUUGUAGUUUCUAUGAGCGACCGCAGAUGGCAGAAUAUUUCAAUAGAAAGGCUAAUCUAUCAGGGAACAUCCCCCUUGGAUGCUUCAAUUCUGCAUUUAGCUUCACAGGAUUGAAGAAAACUGAUGCUGCAUCUACGAAGAGCCUCGCCAUGGAUGGGAAGUUCAUCCCUUUAUGUAAAGUUCAGAUUAUAAAGCAAUCCCUAACAUUGAAAGAAGAGGUGAGGCGUGCUGUGCCACUUUCAUGGGACCCAUCAUCUUUAUCAAGGUUUAUUGAGAAUUAUGGCACUCAUAUUAUUACAUCCAUUACUAUCGGUGGUAAGGAUGUAAUCUAUGUCAAGCAGCACAGUUCGUCGCCUUUGUCAGCCAUGGAAAUUAAAAAUUACGUACAAGACCUCGGAGAGCAGAGGUUCUCUGAAAGCGAGAGCCACACGAGCUCAGGUCCAAUGAAAGUGAAGGAUAAGGCUGUGGAUCCUUUCGUAUUCAACAGCCAGGGAGUAUAUCCGCAACCUCCUAACACGCCGUAUCUUACCGCAAAAGAGGAUGUAACAGUAAUUUUCAGAAGAAGGGGAGGUGACGAUCUAAUUCAAAGCCACACUCAUUGGGCAAGAACCAUCCGUUCAGCACCCGAUGUUAUUGAUAUGACCUUCUUUCCAAUCACUUCUCUACUUGAAAGGGUGCCUGGAAAGGACCAUCUUAUCCGUGCUAUCAACCUUUACCUCGAAUAUAAGCCCCCAGUUGAGGAGCUAAGAUACUUCUUAGAGUUUCAGGUUCCUAGAAUAUGGGCCCCAGUUCAAGAUGGGCUUCGAGGACAGCGAAGAAAAGAGCCAGUGUGCCCAUCUUUGCAGUUCAGCAUAAUGGGAAAGAAGCUAUAUAUCAGCCAAGAACAGGUAACAGUUGGGCGAAAACCAGUCACUGGACUAAGACUCUGCUUGGAAGGCCCAAAACAGAACCGACUAUGCAUACAAGUGCAGCACUUAUCGACCCUACCCAAGAUCUUCCAACCCUACUGGGAUGCCCAUGUGGCGAUUGGCGCACCAAAAUGGCAAGGACCCGAGGAACAAGACAGCCGAUGGUUCGAGCCUGUUAAGUGGAAGAACUUCUCCCAUGUCAGCACGGCUCCGGUUGAAUACCACGAGUCCUUCAUCGGCAACACCUCCGGCGUAUACGUAGUCACCGGGGCUCAGCUUGGAGUGUGGGAUUUCGGUGCAAAGAAUGUCCUUUACAUGAAAUUGUUAUAUUCUAAAGUACCUGGAUGCACUAUUAGGAGAUCAUUAUGGGACCAUAGCCCUACUGCUGCUGCUGCUACACCUACAAUUACCUUGGACGACAAACCUGAAUCUGGCGACUCGAGCUCGAGCUCGAGUUCAGCGGAUGCGGGCAGGUUGCUGAAGUUUGUGGACAUGUCGGAGAUGUAUAAAGGGCCGGACGAUAUACCCGGGCACUGGUUGGUGACGGGCGGGAAGCUCGGUGUUGAGAAAGGGAAGGUUGUUUUGAGAGUUAAGUAUUCUUUGUUGAACUACUGAAACCAGUUUGUUUUACGGGUGUUGACGGUUGUUGUGCAUUUUGCAUGUAUAUUAUGGAAAAAUUUGCUUCGAUUAAAUUUAGUGAGUCGAAGAUUUGAUUUUCCCCACAA
Molecule: messenger RNA, 2514 nt
Organism: Ananas comosus (pineapple)
Lineage: Eukaryota; Viridiplantae; Streptophyta; Magnoliopsida; Poales; Bromeliaceae
Product: MACPF domain-containing protein CAD1-like
Exons: 7
Coding region: 641-2404 (587 amino acids)
Biological process (GO): plant-type hypersensitive response; regulation of salicylic acid mediated signaling pathway
Cellular component (GO): membrane attack complex; plasma membrane
Source: RefSeq, a predicted model, not a curated record